CAAGGAAUGUACAGAGUGACUUUAGUAACUUUCAUCCACUUACAUAAUUUCAUUAUUCACAUGAUUCUCAGUUGCCAAUAGUGUCACGAAACAGUAGGUUUAUCUCACAAAAUGGAAAGGUGGAUUCUCAUCAUCACGGUAAUAAUUCCAGGUAUCUGGAGUGGAAAUUGGAAGGUGACCCUUACAAACCAGUGUGCUCUGCGUGGGACAUCAAUAGUUUUACAGUGCACGUAUGACUAUCCCCUUGGGAAUAUUGUUCAGUCAGUCAGCUGGUCUAAAGCCAUACAAGUAUCUGGCCACCUGAAACAGUUUCCCCUUUCCAAGCUACCUUCACCUCCAGACCACUUUAACUACAUUGGCAACCAGCGGGGUGACUGCAAUCUGAAGGUCAAUGAUGUCCAGUUCUCUGAUGAAGGAGCCUAUUCUUUUACUUUUACAACAUUGUUCAGAACAUGGGAAAGUAAAAGCUCUGCUUAUUUGUCUGUGAAAGAGCUGACCGCUGUUGUGAUGCCCAACACUGUGACAGAGGGAGACGCUGUCAAGCUGAUCUGUAGGUCAGGUUGCCCUAAAAGGGUCAAUAUUUUCUGGUACAGAGAUGGACAACAAAUUUUCAGUUCAGGUUUUCAGGCCAGGAGGCAGGAUGCUGGGAGAUACUACUGUGCUGUGUCCGGACAAGAGGCGGCCAGAUCUGCCUCUGUGGUUCUCAGUGUUCACUAUGCUCCUGAGAAGGUAACUCUGGCAGUGAGCCCAUCAGGAGACAUUAUCAUAGGAGACACAGUUACUUUCACCUGCAGCAGUGAUGCCAGCCCUCCUGUGGCUCAAAGUGGAUACAGCCUGUACAAAGAUGGAGAAUUUAUCAGUUUGGGGUCAACGUUCGUCAUCUCUGACAUUCAGCCCAGUCAAAGCGGACGGUACCACUGCCAGGCCUCAAAUGGCAUCAGCCAGCGAGGCAGUGAUUUGUUUUACUCAGAAGAGAUUAACCUUGACGUCCAGUACCGUCCCAUGAACAUUACCAUUUCAGUCGAUCCACAAUAUGUUGUGGAGGGCAGUAGUGUAAACCUGACAUGCAGCAGUGCUGCAAACCCUGCAGCAGAUAACUACACCUGGUACAAGAGGACGGACUCUCCUGGCUCCAGCUGGCUGGCCCCAGUGGGCUCAGGACAGGUUCUGUCUCUUCCCUCUAUGGGGGCAUCCAACACUGGUUUUUACUUCUGCAAUGUCAGGAACCGUUUUGGAGAAAACAAGUCAACUGAGGUGAUGCUAGGCAUGGCGGAAAAGCAGCACGGUAUCCAGCCCAUCCCAGUCUUAGUUGGAAUUGGAGUCUUUCUUAUAGUGGUGUUAAUGGUGGUGUUGCUUCUGUUCUGGAAGAACAAGCAAACCACCCCACACAAAAAACUGACUGGAAGAGGAACAUGCGCUGAGCAUCCACCUGAUGCUGUUUAUGCCAAUAUUGACAAGUUUGCCGUCUCUCCUCUGCCUGUCUCUGCCCACGCUGUCACUUCACAGGACUCACAUCACAAAGCUUCAGUUUCUAAUGAGGACUUGGUUACCUACUCCACAGUGACCAUCAAACCCAAAAACCAGAGUCCUCAACACCACAUAAACAACAGCAGGUUGUCAAACAACUCCUCGUCUAGUGUAAGACAGAACAGCAACUCUGUGAUCUACGCCACUGUAGCUAAACCCAGCUGAUGUUCCACAUCUUGUCCUGUGGAGUCGUCCUCUUAAGCUAUUUAUUUGUAGCACCAAUGUUGUUUAAAGUGUGAAAAAUUAAAUUGCAUUUUGUAUUUAUAUUUAAUAGGUUUUAAAGUGUGUGUUACAAUAACAGUUAAUAUUAGAUCUUCUACAGAGAAAUAUGAGAUGGUGUAAUAUUAUUUUACUGGACAUGAAUCCUUAAGCUGCAGCUAGAAAAUCAUCUUGAAACAGCCCAUAAUCUUAUUCAUGUCUGUUGUGUCAGAAAGAUUUUAUAAUUGUUUGGCACUACAGUCCCAACUGUAAAUAAUAAAGGCUUUCAAAGUAAAUAAAUAGUUUAAACACACCUGUUUUUAUAAUUAGCUUUUAUUUCCAUAUAACAUUCAAUGCAACAGCUUUCAUCUUACAAUAUGCAUUUCUCAUGUACAUAUAAUCGCUAUAAAACAGACAUCAAUCAAACUGCUGGUGGGUAGUUUGGGACAUAAUAACUUGAAGAUCAGUUUCUUGUGUCUGAAACACAUUACAUUCUGUUUAGUCAACAGUUUUCCAUCCACUCCAGGAAAAGCUUCCACAUUUAUUUGGAAGAGGUACUAGACACAACACACAUUCAGUGAUAACUACUUUUCUCUUUUCAUUUUUA
Messenger RNA from Melanotaenia boesemani (Boeseman's rainbowfish), 2332 nucleotides. Its product is annotated as B-cell receptor CD22-like. The coding region runs from base 112 to 1692 and encodes 526 amino acids. The transcript is spliced from 10 exons. The record is from RefSeq and is a predicted model, not a curated record. NCBI's taxonomy places the organism in Eukaryota, Metazoa, Chordata, Actinopteri, Atheriniformes, Melanotaeniidae.